AUGUCGUCAACAUCACAGAUCAGGACCCGCCUUCUCAUUCUCUCUGACACUCAUGGCCACAGCCUCUUUGACCCGCAGACGUUACCAGAAGAGGCCAAGAAAUAUGCCUUCCACAAGCCCCUCCCAAGUGCAGAUGUAGCCAUACACUGCGGUGACUUGACCCUGAGGUCGCACGUCAGGGAGUACCAGACAACAUUCGACGUGAUGCGGUCGAUUGACGCGCCGCUGAAGCUGGUCAUACCGGGGAAUCAUGACUGCAGCAUGGACGUCGAGUUCUGGGACAAGGACUGUUCAAGGAGAAGUUUCCUACCCAAGGACAUGAUGGCGCGCCUACUCCGCCAGCCACGCGAGACAUACGAGGUGGUCGAGCAGGCCCGGCAGGACGGCAUCCACGUGCUGACGGACGAGGGCACGUACCACUUUGUUCUCGCCAACGGCGCCCGGCUCACCGUCUACGCCAGCGCAUGGACGCCCGAAUAUGGUCGUUGGGGUUUCCAGUACGGCGAGGGCGGCCACGACUUCGCCAUCGAGCAGGACACCGACGUGGCCAUGACACACGGCCCGCCCCACCUGAUGCUCGACCGCACGAGGAGCCACGAUGACGCCGGCUGCCCGUCGCUGUGGGAUGCCGUGGCCAAGGCGAGGCCCCGGGUGCACUGCUUCGGGCAUAUCCACGAGGCGUACGGCGCUGUGAAGCAGUCGUGGGAGGGCCAGGGCGAGGAUGAGCAGAUGGCCCUAGAGCAGACCGAGAGUGGCGGCGGCAGCGGCGGGGAGAUCACGCCUGUGAGUUUGUGUCCUGGGGACGAGGGGUCGAUUCCUUUCGAGGCCGGCAAGGAGACGCUCUUUGUCAACGCGGCCAUCAUGACGGUGGCAUAUAGGCCUCAUCAGUCGCCCUGGCUGGUGGAUUUGGAGCUGCCGAGCCCCGAUGAUGAGCACCGGGCGAAGGCGGAUAAGACACAGGACGUCUUAUCGAGGCCGAGGACGCUCCAGGACGGAUCAACGCCCGAGGAGGACCCAUGA
Molecule: messenger RNA, 1020 nt
Organism: Diaporthe citri
Lineage: Eukaryota; Fungi; Ascomycota; Sordariomycetes; Diaporthales; Diaporthaceae
Exons: 2
Coding region: 1-1020 (339 amino acids)
Molecular function (GO): hydrolase activity
Source: RefSeq, a predicted model, not a curated record